AUGGCCAGCAAGAAAGGCCAGCAGCAGGAGAUGGUCCAGGUUGGUUCGUACCUCACAUCAUUUCCCCCAGAUCCAAUUGGCCUGAAUACCUCAUCUAAUCUUCGUGCUUGUUCUCAGCAGACCGCUCUGAGUAUACGGGGUGGAUCCCCUUUUUGGAAGACAAGAACCGCCCCCCAGCGACAGAGCGCUUCGAAGGUGUAUGAUUCCAAUACGGUUGUCGGUGCGUCAUAUUCGCACGCUGAUAUCCUAAAGUAUAUCGCCCAAUCCUUUGUUCGCUUCAGAUUGAUAACAUCAACCCUUGCUAACAAUAUUUUUGUAUUUGAAAUUUAUAGGAGCAUGUCGCAUGCACGACCUCGAACGCCACCUCGUUCCACUCAGUCCGCGGGAAGUGCACGCCAUGUUUCGUCGCCGCCUGCACGGCUCGGGGGAAAGACCACCUCUCCUCCACAUCAGUCGUACGAGAGUAUUUUAUCGCACGGAGUUGGGGGCUGGAGCAAUGACAAUGCAGUCGAGGAUGAGGACGAAGACGACGAGAUCGUCUAUGACGAUGAUGAAGACGAAUUUGGACUCCCCAGCAUAACGAGCAUGCGCAGGAAGGGGAAAGACUCUGGCAGUCUUCAGAGAGAAGAUAGCGAUUCAGGAGGCUGUAUUGACAGGAACAUGCCAAGUCUUGCACCUGACUUGGGAAGCGGAAGGCAGCGAGCGAAUAGUUCAGAUAUUGCUGAGGAACGAGGUGUGCCUCUGUAUCCUUCCGCCAAAAAGAGCGAAGGAAAGAUCCUUCGACCUCAGUAUAAGGAGAUUUUGAGAGAUCCUGUCAACUCUUUGAACUUGAUCAAUCACUCCCCACCGCCACCCAAUGCUACUCCCACACAACUGGAAGCGCAUUCGUCUCGGAUCUCCAGAAUCAACAAAUUCAAACGCAUUCUACAAGCUAGUACUGUUUCCUUAUCUGAGCUUCGCGAUUUAGCAUGGUCAGGGAUUCCCGACGAAGUUCGAGCGAUGACCUGGCAAUUGCUUCUUGGCUACUUGCCGACAAACAGUGAGCGGCGUGUCUCAACGUUGGAGCGAAAGCGCAAGGAAUAUCUUGAUGGGGUUCGGCAGGCCUUUGAACGUGGUACGGGGGGCGCUGCCGGACCUGGUCCGGGAAGUACGAGUUCGGGACGAGGCAGGGGCCUGGACGAGGCGAUAUGGCACCAGAUCAGUAUUGAUGUCCCUCGAACAAACCCGCACCUGGAGCUAUACGGCUACGAGGCUACGCAACGAUCCCUGGAGAGAAUCCUCUACGUUUGGGCAAUACGACACCCAGCCAGCGGAUAUGUGCAGGGCAUCAACGACCUUGUUACGCCAUUCUGGCAAGUAUUUUUGGGAGCUUACGUUACAGACGCCAACGUCGAGGAAGGGAUGGACCCCGGGCAGCUACCAAAAUCCGUGCUUGAUGCAGUGGAAGCCGAUUCAUUCUGGUGUCUCACUAAGCUGCUUGAUGGCAUUCAGGACAACUAUAUUUAUGCCCAACCAGGUAUACACAGACAAGUGAAAGCUUUGCGUGACUUGACCACGCGCAUUGAUUCCAGUCUUGCCAAACAUCUGGAAAAGGAAGGCGUCGAAUUCAUGCAGUUCAGCUUUCGAUGGAUGAACUGCCUGCUUAUGAGGGAAAUGAGCAUCAAAAACACAAUCCGAAUGUGGGACACAUACAUGGCCGAGGAGCAGGGUUUCUCCAGGUUCCAUUUAUAUGUCUGCGCGGCCUUUCUUGUGAAAUGGACUGAUCGGCUGUUGAAGAUGGAUUUCCAGGCGCUUCCGACGAAAGACUGGACUGAGAAGGACAUCGAGCUUUUGCUCAGUGAAGCAUUCAUCUGGCAGAGUCUCUUCCAGGACUCAAGCGCUCAUUUGCGACUUGCAGGUGAACAAGCUUCAAGCUCUGAAGCCCAGUGA
Molecule: messenger RNA, 1929 nt
Organism: Rasamsonia emersonii CBS 393.64
Lineage: Eukaryota; Fungi; Ascomycota; Eurotiomycetes; Eurotiales; Trichocomaceae
Product: GTPase activating protein (Gyp1)
Exons: 6
Coding region: 1-1929 (642 amino acids)
Biological process (GO): activation of GTPase activity
Cellular component (GO): Golgi apparatus
Molecular function (GO): GTPase activator activity
Source: RefSeq, a predicted model, not a curated record